Molossus molossus (Pallas's mastiff bat) is the source of this 927-nucleotide messenger RNA. RefSeq names its product ATP synthase membrane subunit c locus 3 (gene ATP5MC3). The transcript is spliced from 5 exons. Gene Ontology annotation, biological process: proton motive force-driven ATP synthesis; proton transmembrane transport. The record is from RefSeq and is a predicted model, not a curated record. Gene Ontology annotation, molecular function: proton transmembrane transporter activity. NCBI's taxonomy places the organism in Eukaryota, Metazoa, Chordata, Mammalia, Chiroptera, Molossidae. Bases 148 to 573 code for a protein of 141 amino acids.
GAGCCGGACCGCGCCUGCGCGCCCAGCCCCACUCCUUCGACCUCUGCCGCCGCUGCCGCCGCCGCCACCUCCCGGGAAGAAAGCGGGAGAGGAGCCCACAUCGCCUGCCACCCAGGUCCUCCAGCCGCACCGCCCCAGGAGUGUAAGAUGUUCGCCUGCGCCAAGCUCGCCUGCAACCCCGCUCUGAUCCGAGCUGGAUCCAGAGUUGUGUACAGACCAAUUUCUGCAUCAGUGUUAUCUCGACCAGAGGCCAGGACUGGAGAGGGCUCUACAGUAUUUAAUGGGGCCCAGAAUGGUGUGCCUCAGCUAAUCCAAAGGGAGUUUCAAACCAGUGCAAUCAGCAGAGACAUUGAUACUGCUGCCAAGUUUAUUGGUGCAGGCGCUGCAACAGUAGGAGUGGCUGGUUCUGGUGCUGGUAUUGGAACAGUCUUUGGCAGCCUUAUCAUUGGUUAUGCCAGAAACCCUUCGCUGAAGCAGCAGCUGUUCUCAUAUGCUAUCCUGGGAUUUGCCUUGUCUGAAGCUAUGGGUCUCUUUUGUUUGAUGGUUGCUUUCUUGAUUUUAUUUGCCAUGUAACAGAAAUUACUGCCUGAAAUGUUGGCAUUCAUAUUAAUUACGGAUGUAAUUCUGUGUACCUUACUGUGACUCCGAACACUGUAGUAUUGGUGUCAUGGAAAUAGAUAUUAUUUCCAAAGUCAUUUCAUUAAAGAUGAAAACUUUAAUUUUUGCUGUGAUUUGUACUUACCUAAAUUUAGAUCAUCACAAAGGACAUGCGUUCAGGCAGAUGCUAUGUAAGUCAGAAGAAACUAUAGUAGUUGUCUCACUGAUGAAGAGAUCUUAAUGUGAUUUUUACAGGAAUUCUUUGAUAUAGUGUUCUGCACAUUGUAAAUUAUAGGGUUUUAUUCAUUAAAAAAGAAAUAUUUUAGUGCU